Molecule: messenger RNA, 762 nt
Organism: Mya arenaria
Lineage: Eukaryota; Metazoa; Mollusca; Bivalvia; Myida; Myidae
Exons: 2
Coding region: 127-591 (154 amino acids)
Molecular function (GO): calcium ion binding
Source: RefSeq, a predicted model, not a curated record
UGAACCUGAAAUAUUAACAUCAUCACAGGUCGUUAUUUUUGCGGUCGAUAAUGAAUCAUACUCUACACUCUCAUUUAAACUAGCAAGUUUUAUCUAUUCAUUCACACAUGUGGACACUACUUAGGCAUGGCUCAAUCCUAUUUUAAUGAAAAUACACCUGAUGUAGUUUUGAGGAGCCUUUUUGCGAAGUAUGAUGCUGACCAAAGUGGUCAGAUAGGCAGAGAUGAAUUGUCAACAUUAUUGACCACUGACCUUGGAAUGACCGACAGCCAAGCUGAAGUGUAUAUACAUUUACUGGAUAAAGAUGGAAGUUCCUCCGUCUGCUUCGACGAAUUCAAACAAUGGCUGCGCAGUGAUGAAAAGCUUAAGUCAAUAAAUGAUCAGGCAAGAUAUCAUGUACUUUGCAAAGCUGUGGAAAUGUUCAAGAAAUAUGACACAGAUGAAAGUCAAUCUAUCAGCUCUGAUGAGUUUGAGGAGUUAAUGAACGACCUUGGUGCCUCUAGCGAUCGCGAAAGUGACUUCAAAGCCAUAGGCAAUGGGAAAAUUUCGUUUCCAGAAUUUUUGAAGUGGCUGAAAUGGCUUAAAGUGUAAAGAUAUCACAUAUAAUUAUGUAUUUUACUGUGCAAAACUGCAAAUUUCUGCCAUUAUGUGUAAUUAUAGUGUUAUACUGAUAAGAAUGAAUUAUAAGCUUAAUAUAUAUUCUGUUCUGUAAUCUCUUUAAAAGACAAAAUAUUGAUAUCUCAUUAAAUAUGAAAGAUUGUG